This is a messenger RNA of Schistocerca nitens (vagrant locust), 6890 nucleotides long. RefSeq names its product treacle protein-like. NCBI's taxonomy places the organism in Eukaryota, Metazoa, Arthropoda, Insecta, Orthoptera, Acrididae. The transcript has 9 exons. Bases 173 to 4360 code for a protein of 1395 amino acids. The record is from RefSeq and is a predicted model, not a curated record. Gene Ontology annotation, cellular component: NSL complex.
AAGAUGUGGCGGACUGAGACUCGUGCGGCACGUAAGGCGAUACUGGAAGUAGCUCCGAACACAUCCCGCCUCUGCAGUCUUACUGGCAUGAUGAACGUGUAAAUUCUGCAAGUGGGAGGAUACCGUCCAUCCCGGUGACCCCUUUUCUGGACGACAGUAGGACUGCCCCGCCAUGUCUUGCCGCCACGUCAACUCCGGCGGCUACCGGUGCUCGCGGGCUUCCCUCCCGGCACACCGCGGCUACUGCCGCCAGCACGCGUCCCUGCUCCACCUCCCGCCGCCGGUACCCGCCCCGUCGCAACCGUCCCGCCGGGGCGGCAGGGGGGGCGGAGCCGGCAGACCGGUGGCGACACCUGCGGCCGUGACUGUGACUGUGCCUGUGCCGCACAGUGCACCUGAGGCGAGGCGACGGAGCUCUUCCGUCGGGCGCACGCCGACCGUCGAACAACUUCUCGCCCGCAUAGACCGGCUCCGUGCUUCCUCUCCGAGUGCAGAGUCGGCGUGGUCGGAAGACAGCGACCACGAGACGCCGACACUCGGAUCGUCACGGCAGUAUGCUGGUAGUGGGUGCACCGGAGACUCGUCGGGGGCGGAAUCGGGCCCGGAAGGCCUGGAGCCCGUGGACCUCCUGCACCACGCCGGCGUCUACACGGCGGAGGAGGCGGCCCUGCUCGCACGCGACAAGCUGGUGCGGCAGCAGGCUCUCUACAUACAGCAGUUUUCCAGGUUACAACACCUACUGCGCGAGGGUCGACGCAGAUACUUACACGAGCUGAAACUGGAACGCCAGGCCGAAGCCGACGCGGCAAAGGAACGUCAGCUCGCGGCAGAGGCCGGGGACGAGAACUCGGAGCGGACGGGCCUGUCGGAACGGGGUUCCACGUCGGAUGCGGUCCCCGGCAGGAGCAGUGGACGGGGCACACCGCAGCGGAGCCAGUACGACGCGGAGGAGAAGCUGCGCGCCACGUGGCGCUACCACCGGCACCGCGGGGUGUGCGCGGUCCUGCGCCGCAAGUCGUGGGAACGGCGGGCCGACACCCCUGCCCCUCCGGGACCGCGCUGCACCCACACAGAAGGCGGCGUCAGGUGCAGCGAGCGAUGCCUUCCGGCGAGCAAGUACUGCCUAAAGCACAUCUUAAACGACCCAAACCAGAUGCUCUACGUCCCCUGUGUCGGCCGCCGUAACUUGACCUUGGAGCAGCGUGAUGAGGAAUUUUCCAAAAGCAGGAGGAAGGCACGCCGUACUUCGACUGGUAGCAGAGCCAGUGGUGCCAACACGAGCAGACAACCCGUAGUGAAGAGUUGCCGGACCAGCGCACGAGCGUGUGCGAGGGGCAUCAAUCCCGCAGUCGCGGCAGUGCUGGCGGCGAGAGGCAGGGCCGUUUCCGCCGGUAGGAUGGCUGCGUCGAGGUCGAGGGCGGCUGCCGCCGGCCGUAAGGAGGCGGCGGCCAGAGCCGCGACCCCCAGGCCCAGGAAGAGGGGCGCGGCCGCCCGAGCGGCUCCCGCCAGAUCUACUCCCGCGAGACCUGCUCCCGCCAGGCCUGCUCCCGCCAGAUCUGCUUCCACCAGGGGAGCUCCCGCCAGAGCGGCUCGUGCCAGAGCUGCUCCCGCGAGAGCCGCACCCGCCAGAGCCGCACCCGCCAGAACUUCCCCCGCCAGAGCUGCUCCCUCCAGAGCGAGAUCUGUUCCCGCCGAGGUGGAGAAAGCCCGCUCGUCCGAGGGCUCGGCUGCAGUCGUGGCGGCCGGUACUUCAGGAAGGGCACGCCCCUUCGGGUCGGCGGACUCGGUCACCCGACAGAGAGUACCGAAGACGGAAAAGGCGGCACAGGUCGCCGCCACUGUGAAGAACGAGGAUGCCGCCACAGGAAGUGCACGUACUUUUAAGACAGUAGACGUGCACACCCCGAAGAAAGUACCGAAGACGGAAAAGGCGGCACAGGUCGUCGCCACUGUGAAGAACGAGGAUGCCGCCACAGGAAGUGCACGUACUUUUAAGACAGUAGACGUGCACACCCCGAAGAAAGUACCGAAGACGGAAAAGGCGGCACAGGUCGUCGCCACUGUGAAGAACGAGGAUGCCGCCACAGGAAGUGCACGUACUUUUAAGACAGUAGACGUGCACACCCCGAAGAAAGUACCGAAGACGGAAAAGGCGGCACAGGUCGUCGCCACUGUGAAGAACGAGGAUGCCGCCACAGGAAGUGCACGUACUUUUAAGACAGUAGAGGUGCACACCCCGAAGAAAGUACCGAAGACGGAAAAGGCGGCACAGGUCGUCGCCACUGUGAAGAACGAGGAUGCCGCCACAGGAAAUGCACGUACUUUUAAGACAGUAGACGUGCACACCCCGAAGAAAGUACCGAAGACGGAAAAGGUGGUGCAGGUCGCCGCCACCGUGAAGAACGAGGAUGUCGCCGCGGGAAGAGUACGCACCUUCGAGUCGGUAGAUGUGGACGUCCCGAAGAGAGUACUCGAGCCGGAAAAGGUGAAGAAGGUCGCCGCCACUGUGAAACGCGAGGAUGUCGCCGCGAUGAGACCGCGCACCUUCGAGUCGAUAGACCUGCGCACCCUGCAGAGUGUAGUAGAGUCGGAAAAGGCGGCGCGGGCUGCCGCCGCUGUGAAGAAUAAGGACGCCGCCGCUUUCGCAGCCGCUUUGGGUGUGGAGAAGACGCCGUCUCUGGAGAAACUGGUGCGGCGGAGGAAACUCGCCCGGAUGGCGGACGCAAUCGAGAAGCGCGACGCGGCCGCCCUCCUGGCCGCCAGGACGUCCGGCAGAAAGUCAGAGAGUUCUUCGGGGAAGGUGGCAGUGUCGGAGGAAAUCCGAGAGGAGUCGACCCGAGAAGUGACCGUCGACUCUAAAAAGGUCGCAGCUCCGGCAGCCGUGCCGCAGUCAGAAGGAGCGGCGCGGCCGGUGUCCGCCUCGAAAUCCGAAGGUGCGGCGGCAGUGCUCGCCGCACUGAAGUCGAAGGACGCCAGGGCGGUGGCGGCCGCACUCGGAGCGAAGGGUGCCGCGGCACUGGCCGCUGCCCUCGAGCCCGAGCGCACUCCGGCCGAGUCCGGGAGUCGGUCGGUCGUACCCGACGGGGCCACGGUAAGACUCCCGUCAGCUCGGUCUCAGAGUCUCGAAAGUCUAGAGGUGGCGAAAGCACUGGCCGCUCUGAAGUUCAAGGACUCUGCUGCACUGCUGGAUUCUCUCAAACCUGCAGACCACGCGACUCUGAUGGCCGCCGUCAGGACCAGGGACAAGAGCGUCAUCAUGGCAGUCCUCAGGUCGGAAGGUGUCGCACCGGUAGUAGCCGACUUGAGGGCGAAGGGCCUGCUCGUGCCGUCGAAAUCUGAGGCCGCGAACCCGGUGACGACCGAGGGCGGACUCGCGACGACGACCGUCGUCCCGAAGGACUCGGCCGCGUGCGGGGGUGUCUCCGUGACCCGCAGACCCGGAGGCGCGGCGACGAGGUCCGUUACUGCAGAGUCCCGAGAUGCACGUGCGGUGGUUUCGGGCGACCGGGCGGCCACGGUGGCCGCACUGAAGUCUAGGAAAGCGGGCGCUGUGGCGGCCGCUCUCAGGUCGAGGAACUCUGCAGCCGCGUCUGCCGCGCUCGAGUCCGGGCCGACGGCGAUCUCCCUCGGGUCGAAAGCUGUCGGGGCCCGCGGGCUCGCACUGAAGGCGAAAGUGCCGGCCGGUGCGAGGAGGAAGAGUGCCGCAGCCAAGGCGGCCGCGGCCAAGCUCAAGGCGGCCGCACUGGCGGCGAGGAAGGCGGAGAAGAGGGAGCGCUGCCAGGAACCCGUGCUGCGCGUGUUCGAGAUGGACAUGCGCUGCCCCUGGCACACGGUGUACGUCCCUGGCGACCGACACGCUACCGAGGGUAAGGUGGGAAUUGCCGGAGUGCUGAAGGAGGAAGUAAAGGUGCCGAAAGGAGAGCCGGGCGAGGACUGCGAGGCCACGUGUUUUGGCCCCGCGAACAAGAAAAUGAAGAUGGAGUUAGACGAACUGACGCCUAACAUUGGUGGCAUUAUAGAGGAAGUGGAAAUGAAGAUGGAGACGAACGACGAGGUGGCAGACGAUAUGGCCAGUGUGAGCGGCAGCGGCAACCACGCGGACCUGUCGACCGAGUCGACGCUGUCGGCGACGUCUCCUCGAGCUGACGAAGACAUAGACGACGACUGCCGGGAUGUGGACAUGGACAUGGAUGUGGGGGAGGUGAUGCUGCAGCCGCCUCCGGGGGCAGACGAAGCUGACCUCGUGGCGGUGGCACAGGGCGUCGCCAUGGUCGGGGCGGAGGAGGAAGUUGCCGGUCUACAGGAUGAAGAUUCACUUACAAAUCCACCAGUUGCUGUUGACGAAGUAGAGAUUUCCUAAGAACACUGGAUUGUGUGCAGUACAUUCUCCACGCCACAGAAGAUACAGUGUUGGACUGUUGCAGAAUGAUUUAUUUAUUUUGAAUGUCAUGAAUUCUGUGUAGGUACUCAAGAAAUUGGCAAUGACUAUUGAAAGGAUUUGUGUGCAGCAGCUGAGCUGUGAUCUGACACUCUUGUAUGCCAAUUUGCCAUCUUGUAGUGCCGUCAAGAAGCUUGCAUAUUGGAUGUAAUGGAAGAGUCUAUUUGUGGCGGGUACACAUUCGCAUACCUGUGCAUGCGCUUCUGUCUCCACUGUAUCCUUAUUUCUCAAACGUGUCAGGUGCAACCAAAAGUGAGUUAUCCUGUAAUCAUUCCAUACCUCUCCCAUCCCCUUCCUCAUAUACCUGUGAUCUCAUUGCUUACUUCUACAACUGGAAGUUAACCCAUAGUUCUUGUUCGCAUGGUCCUUUUUUUUUUUUAACAGAAGAUAAUGGCAUAAUGUAGCUUGUUGUAACUAGGAUUAGAAGACAUAUAUACUAAUAUAGUAAGCUGAUAGUAUGUUUUCACAUAGCUGUUGUCACAAGUUACGGAGAAAUUAGUCGAGUUUUGGCAGGACGGAGAACAAUCUUUUAUUUUCUAGUAUUGCUGUUAUUGCUAAUACUGUGGAACCGGGGAAAUGAACUGUGAUUACUGUUUUCACCUCCCCGAGAACCCACCGAGAGAGAGUUACUCUUUUUCUGUGUUUGUAUAUUUUGUGAAAGAAGGUUUGGGCAUUGUAAUUGUAAGUGUGAAAUACUCUUUUCUCAUUAAUUGUUGCAAAUGGUGCGUGUUUUCCUGUAAGUGUAGGAACAGUUUUUUUUUGUUAAAUUUACUCAGAAUGAUUUAAUCUGUGACUGACGUUUGGAAGUCUGUGCAUUGUCUGCUCUCAUCCUGCCUUGUUGACUGAAAGUGAAAAGUACUCAAUUUGUGUUACUGAUCAGAAGAAGAAUGCAGAACUGAUUGUUUCUUUUCAUUAUUAUUGUGUAGUAUUUAUAUAGUGAGAUGCUUGCUUUCAGAUGUUUCUGUGUGAGUGUACUUUUUCCAUUUCUCUAUCUUCGUGGUAAAAUGAACAUUUUUCUCCAGUAUUUGAUUAGCUUUGAUGUUGUAUUACCCUAUCAAUAUUUAGAGAAUGAAUAUAAUUAUACCCUUGUCAUAAAUAAACAGAUCCUUGUCUCCUCUAAAUCAGACACGCCUUCCCCCAUUUUGCCAUUACACCUUACGCUACAUUGAUGUUUGUAAGAGAAAAUAUAGUAUUAAGGUACUGUUGUUUCUGAAAGUAUGUGACAUAAUUUGAGCAAGUUCUUGAGUUGUAGGCAGCUUCUGACGUAGCUAGCAUUAGAACUGCAUUGUACUUUUUUCAAAGUCAUACAUUAUAUAUUGGUUUUGUUUCACCCAAUUGAUCACAAUGCUGUUCUUUGUGGCAGUAGUAAUGUAAAUUAUAAACUAGCACAAUUUCAUUACUAUUGCAAUUUUCUGCGUAAGUUUUGUCUUGUAGUUACCAGAUGCACGGCUGUAAAUAUUUUGACUAAAUUUAUGACACUGUGGAGAAAUUCUGUUAUCUGUGGCCUUAACUAAGGGGGCCCAAAUACUUCAGUCUUUUGUCUGAGAUUAAUUUUCCAUAACUGUAGAUGUUUGCUGCCAUGUAGCUUCCUGGGAGUGGCUUUGUAUAUUUGUACUCUUCCUGCUUCUGUUCUCACCACCAGUUUUGAGUGUAAGGUGAUAAAUAUUAAAGGGGAACGGCGUGGUGAGAGACAUUCUUGAUCUCAUUUUGGAGGGAUUUAUGCCAUAAUUGAAUGCGAAUCAGAAUUCUCACAAUUAUGUUUUUCAUUCUGUUUCCUUCUUUUAUUUAGAAGCAAUAAAGACCACUCAAUAGUUGUAUGUAUUCUCCUUCCAAUAGUAGUCAAUGUUCUAUGUGAAUUGUAAUGUAUUUUUCUGAUGUACGUAUUUAUGUUAAUAUACACAUUUCAUUACUGCUUAAUGCACAUUCUCAGUAAAGCAUCUGAUGCAAGCGGCUGAAUCGAUAGAAAUUGAAUGCUGUAGAUCAAUAUUGACUGCUUUCUGGUUGUUGCCAACUUUACUCGUCAAAUAACACUGUGAUUAGUAUGUCCGUGUCUAAAAACUCUUGUAAGUGAUACACUGAAUUAGCAGUCACUAGCACAUAGUUCGAAAUCCUCUUAUUUAUUGACAUAUUGAGUGCAUUAAAGUUGGUUUUAACCAGAAGACAGUCAGUACCACUCGACGUACUUACAUUUAUGUCGAUUCGGCUGCUGUCGUCAAGUGUCUCAUCAGGAGUUGACUUAGAGUGUGCAUGUAGUACCUAUUAUUGUCAGCACUGUUUGUUGUAAUUAUAUCUUGAAUGUUGCCAGUAACUAAUAGCUGUAGAUACCACCCUGUACACACUGAUUUAUUACAAAAAAUGUUGUGUUCUUUAUUUUUAUUAUCUAAAGUUUCCAUUAUGUAUUUACCUGUAGUAAUUAUACAAGGUGUUAAUAAAGUUUUCUUGGCUUGCAGAA